This is a messenger RNA of Schistosoma haematobium, 10176 nucleotides long. It is a transcript of the gene SLC1A2, whose product is annotated as Excitatory amino acid transporter 2. The transcript is spliced from 10 exons. The coding region runs from base 7469 to 9286 and encodes 605 amino acids. Lineage: Eukaryota; Metazoa; Platyhelminthes; Trematoda; Strigeidida; Schistosomatidae. Gene Ontology annotation, molecular function: neutral L-amino acid transmembrane transporter activity; L-glutamate transmembrane transporter activity; glutamate:sodium symporter activity. Gene Ontology annotation, cellular component: plasma membrane. The record is from RefSeq and is a predicted model, not a curated record. Gene Ontology annotation, biological process: L-glutamate transmembrane transport.
UUAUUAGAUCUCCGAUUUAUUUGAUUGGUUAAUUGAUGUAAUUAAAUAAACACUUAUUGACUAUUAGGGAUUAAUGAUUACCAUUCUAUCAUACAUAUAUAUGUGUGGUGAUUAUACUUGCACAAUACUGAAAUUAAUUAAUAACACAAUAAGUAAUCUUGAUUAUAUUGGAUCCAGUCAAUAAUACUGUUCAUUGGAUAUAUAAAUCAUAAAAGUCUAUAUUAAUAUACAUAUAAACAGAUCAAAAUACAAACGGAACAGUCCUUGCAUUUAAUUUUUCUUCAAAACGCACUACGGGAUUUGAAUUGACAACUGCAUCUCUGUGCUCAUUUGGUGUGGACACUCGAACUGAUGUACGUACGUACGAAGUUCUACGUUGUUACUGACUGACUGACUGAGAUAGAUUGAAUACAUCAAUAUCGUUCACCAAAACUAUUAGUAGAAGAUGGUAUGUCAGUGGAAUAUGUGAAAAUGUAUCUAUUAUAAAACAUUAUGGAUAAUGAUAAUAGUUAGAUUAGCUUAGAUGUACAAAAACCUCUCUCUUCCAUAGUUGAGAUCAUGAGUCACUUAAUGCUAAACGAAACAGUCAUUCAGUGCUUCCAGGUUUUCCAUAGUGGUCUAGCUUUAAUUGACUCAUGAUCUCAACCAUUGAAAUAUUUUUAACCUAAUCAUAGUAACCAAACAAUUUGAAUAGGAAGAAUAGAAUACUGCUCUGGAGUUCAGUAGUUCACACUGUUAAUUUAAGUUAAUUUAUGACAUAAUACAACUUUCAUUCUUUAUCAUUGAUAGGUGUCUAUCUCACUAUCAAACUGACUUGUUCCACCAGUUAUAUUUCAUUGAAUUACAAUAACAAAUUUAUUAAAUUUAUAAAAGUCAUAAAUAACAAACAAAAUACUGAAAUCUUUCUGAAUAGUUACAAAAUUUCUUCUCAGUGAAACACAAAAAAAAUUUAUUGGAAUUAGUAGAAGAACAAAAAAGGUAACAUUUAUUUUGUUUAACUAGUUAAAUUGUAUUAAUAUCGAAAAGGGGUAUCUUGUGGAUAAUUAUAGUAAUGUUUAAUAGUUGAGAUCACGAGGCAAUUGAAGCUAGACUAUCAUGGAAAACCUGGAAGCACUAAUUGGCAACCGUUUCGUCCUGUUGUAGAACUCCUCAGCAAUGCGCAUCCAUGAUCCCGCCCAGUGAUAUUCGAAUUCAAGACCUAUCAGUCUCGCAAGUUAAAGCUUAACCUCUACACAAAUCAACCGGCAUCCAACGGUGUUAAUGCCUAACUUCAACUAAUCUACGAAAUCGCACCACCGUCCACCGUUGUCUUCAGUCAGUUACUAUCCUACUAAUACUAUCUCGUGUUCAUGCUUCCAUGUUUUCCAUGGUGGUGUAGCUUCAAUUGACUCAUGAAUUCAACUGAAAACUUACUAAAAUCUGCACAAACCCCCCUUGUGAUAACUUUAUUUUCGUUAAAAAAAGUUAGUAGUUAUACAAACUCACUUAAAUUAGAAAACCACAUAGUGUCGUUCAAAGAGUUAGGUAUCACUAUACAGAUCUAUUUAGUUGAUCAGUUGUAAAUACGGCAAAACUAGCGUUCAAGGUCCUAUUAAUGGCCGAAAUCUAACUUCACUAAACGAUGAACUGGCAUACUAGAUGCUCAAAAUCAAAUGUUUAACAAAAUCAGUUUUCUACAUGAAGAAACGGUUGUCCAAACAUCAUUUUCAUUCUUGUACUUUAUGCUCAGUAUAAAUGCCUUCAUUAUAUAAUGAACUUAUACAGUUAAUUUGCAUCACUUAAUGUGUAAUAGAAAGUGACAUUUAUUCUUCGUAGAAGACAAUCGUAAGCUACUGAUAUUUGACUAAAGAUGGCUUGGAAAUAAUGCCAGGAUCUGCUGGGAUCACCGGGUAAGUAAUAGUGAGCUUAGACGUAGAGUAUUAGGGAAUGAUGGUAAAUCAGUUGAUGAGGUUGUGAUUCUUCAUCAAAUCAUAUGGUUAGAUCACGUGUUACUUAUGCCUGAACACUGAUUACCACGACGCUAAAUGAUGAUUAGUGUUGGAGACGGUUGGAUGAAAGUUAGGAACGGCCAAACCAGCCAAAACGUGUCAUCAGUGUUUUAAGUUACUAACUUCUGAUCUGAGCUAUGUCAGUCAAUGCAGACUACUUGAUUGGAGUACGUCUGACUCUUGUAACCAAUUGUUGGAGACUGCGUGUGACAUGUUUGAGAAUCGAUCAGAAUGGUGUCAGUGUAUGCACUCUCUGUCUUCCCUUAUACUAUGAGAUUAUAAUCAUUUCUUUUAUGUGUUGCCACAUUUGAAUGAACUACUUCUAUGAAUUUGGUGUUGAUCAUGUUGCUGUAAUGAGAUGUGGCAAUAUGUACCGAUGUAUAUAUGUGCCUGGUCCUAAGUUGUAGCUGAAUGACUGAUAUAUUUUUUUGAAAUUUUAUCUAAUUGAAUUAAGUAUUUGAGGGGAUUAUUGAUUUUAUAGUUUUAUAUCAAGAACCGUUGGAAACCAGAAAACUUUCGAUGAUCGUUUUGUCCGAUUAGUAAUCUGAUGAAUAAUGCAAGAAGGAUUUUGAGAUUUUUAAAUUCGAUGUCUGUUAGGGUUUUGAAUGUGUGUUCUGUUGAAAAGUUUCAUACAAUGAUAAUAUAUCUGUCCAAUGCUUUUUGAUUAUCAAUAUUUAGAUAAACAAAUCUUGUUGUGCUUCCAGGUUUUCAAUGGUGUUCUAACAUCAGUCGGUUCAUGAUUUCAAUCAAAAGCUUAAUUUCCACAACCACUAAACUGAUAAAAAACAAUUAUGUUAGAUUGUAAUUGAUUUCUAUCACAGAUCAUUAUCUACUGGAUUAUUAACAAACAACAGAGAAUAGUGAAGAAUUGUAAUGUUUUGAUAAGAGAAUUCUCAGAAGUCUGUACACACAGACUCAAUCGAGAACUAUAAUCAAAAGUUUUAAAGCUUAUCAUCAUUAUCAUGUUUCCUUUAAAACAUAGUGUAAGAAUUCAAUGUUUCUGCUUAAGCUAGUGUUCAGCUACUAGCUUCUUUAUUGAAAUCAUGAAUCGACCUAAGUUAGACCACUACUACUUCUGAGAAGUUCCCAAGAAUGGGAUUAAACGGCCAUCCAGUGCUUCCAGGUUCUGAAUAGUGGUUUAACGUCAGUCGGUUCAUGAUUUGAGUGAAAUUCAAAAAUUGCCACAACCUAUUAUUUGUUGUUGUAUGACAAGGUCUUUUUUAAUUCUUUUUUUUGUGUUUUACAGUAUGUCCCCCUUCAUUUAAACAUUUCACUGGUAACUCUUGGGAUUGUAUCACUAAGUGAUGCCUUAAUGUGUAGAUCAAUUUAAAUAUUUAUCUUAUGGUGUUCGAUUUGAAUCAUUCAGUAUUAUCUACUUAUCAAUUUAUUGAUUUUGUAUAAACACUACAAUAUUUACAAUUGAUUAAUCACUAGGUGGUUUUCUAUGGUGGUCUAGCUUCAAUUAACUUAUGAUCUUAAUCAUUGAAAUUAGUUAAUAUGCUGUUCAAACAUUCAUAACUAAGAUUUUAGUUGUCUUAUAGAAACAUUUAUUUUUUUUAGAUGAGAUUAGGUUUACUUGAAUUGAUAUUGACUUGACUGUUUGGAAAUAUCACUGAUUGAAAUCAUGAGUCAAUUGAAGCUAGACCACCAUGGAAAACCUGGAAGCACUAGACGGCCGUUUCGUUCUAGUAUGGAAUUUUUCAGCAGUGCGCAUCCACGGUUUGCACCCCGCGAGAUCCAAACCCAGGACCUAUCAGUCCUGCGCCAGGCGCUUAACUAACUAGACCACAAAUAUAUGAAAUAUAUAAAACCAUUUAUAGACAGAAAUUUUUGUGGAAUAUAUCCAAGCAUUCGUCAGUUAGUUUCAAUGUGAUAUUAAGAUUAAGUCUUUGAAUUUGUCUAAAACCAACGGAAUGUAAUCUAGUUUUUGAUUACUACAAAUGUACGACUAAACAAUUAAGAAAUUGCUUUUCAAUGACGAACUGUUAAGUUGUAGAACUGAUAUAAAUAUUACUCUAUUAAACUUCUAGAAGAGAAUAAUUUAACCCAUGUAAUACUUCUGGUUUAUUAAGUUUUGUACUAUUUCAAAGACAAUAUUGCUUGUUUAGAUUCAUUUCACAGCUUGCAAUGGAAAUAAGUUAUCUAUUUAUUCAUUAGACAUGCUGUUUCAAAUUUAUAGUUUGACGAGAAGUACUGAUAAUCAACACUAUCAAUCAUCAUUUCUGAAUGAAGGAAUCACAAGACACAAUGUUCCACAUUUUGCUAGUGACUAGCUUCGUGAGGGAAUUCUCGGAAUUCUAGUGAGAAGCCAUGACCAGUAGAGCUAAUCCGUGUCAGUUAGAGACAGGAAUCUACCUCAGUAAAAUGGAGAAUGGUCACGCAUUUUCAUGAAUUGGUUGAGGUUAGACAUUAACACCGUGGGAUCCCAGCAGGCUCAGUGGUCUAGUGGUUGGGCGUUCGUGCGCAAGACUGAUAGGUCCUGGGUUCGGAUCUCGCGAGGCGGGAUCGUGGAUUCACACUGUUGAGGAGCCCCAUACUAGGAUAAAACAGCCGUCCAGUGCUUUCAGGUUUUCAACGGUGGUCUAACUUUAAUUGGUUCAUUAUCUCAAUCAAAAACUUAAUGAUCUUCACAACCCUAUAUUGAUAAUUAGUGUUUGAGGUAUCCUGUUGUUACUGUUAUUGGUAGAACCUUGAUUGGCCUUUUUGAUUUAGGUACACCCUGUGUUGAUUGACUCAGUGUAGUGGUUACGCCACUAGUUAUUUAGAAUAGAUGAAUUGUAAUUAACUGUGGAGUCAAGGGCGUACAUUUUGUUCUAUCUAUGGGGUGGUACCUACAUAAUAAUGUCGAUUACAUGAAAAUCAUAUCCACUGAACAAGUUAUUAGCUAUUGGUAUUCAAUAAUUCAAUGGAUAAUCCAAGCGGUGUUUGAAGCAAAAAAAGUAUUGAAUUCGAUUCUUUUCAUGAAUAUCAACACUGAAAUGAAGAUAUAUCUAGCUAACAAAUAAAACAAGAUCAGACAAAACCUACGUCUUAGAUUUGUCUGUUAACAACAAUCCAUCUAUUCUAAGUAAUGUUUUCGAAUUAUUGUUAAGUUGAAAUUUAUUCAAUUAUUUUCAAUGAAAGAAAAAACUGAUUAGUGAACAAAAUGACUUUCGUUUCUACCUCCCUCCCUCCCUCCCUCUCUCACAUUCUCUCCCUCUCACACACACAUACAAUACUUAGUGCUCCACCCCAUUUACUAGUUGUACAGUUCACAUGAUUAGUUUUCUCUUCAAAAUAUUUUUGUUACGUAACUUGUAUCAUUAACAUAACAAUAAAUGUAAUAAGAGAGAGAGAGAGAGAAAGCAACUAAAUGAACAUUAACAUUGUAUAAUGAAAAAAAAGGAAAGAAAGUAAAUGAAACAUUUAGCAUUAUCGUUUCAGUGGUUUUUUCCCUUCUUUCAAACAAGAUAACGAUACUUUUUUCUGUUCCUUUCUAAGUCUAGUAAUAACAACGAAAUUGCUUAAGAUUCUUUUUUUCUUUCACUGUAUGGAGAUAUAAAAUGUAAUGCAAUUUAGUGCAUUCAACUUCAUCAUGAAAAUGAAUAGUUAAUGAUGAAUUCUUGUGAGAAGCAGUGAUCAGUGGAGUUCAGUGGUGUCUAUUGUGAGAUUAUUAACUCACCAAAGAUAAUGUUGGAUAUGUUGUUCGAUUUCGUGGAUUAAUUGAAGUUAGACAUUAAAACCGUUAAAAUCCAGGGCAGUGGUCUAGUGGUUAAACGUUCGCAUACGAAACUGAUAGGUUUUGGGUUCGAAUAUUGCUGGGAGGGAUCGCAGAUGCGCAUUGUUGAGGAGUCUCACUAUAGUGAUCUGGCUUUAAUUGACUCAUGACCUCAACUAUUAUAAAUUACUAUAAUAUCCACAAAACCUCUUCUGAUACUAAUUUUUUGUUUUGGAAAUUACAAUUAUGCAAUUGUGAAUGUAUAAAUGAAUCACCUUUACUGGAAUGACAUGACAUUGACUUGUUCAUAUAUUGAUCGCAACAAGUACUCUUGCUUUGUUCCUUUGUACUAUUUAAACUUGGGUUAAUUUAACUUGUCUAUGUAUUCUCUGAAGAAGUGACUUUACCGAGUCACGAAACAUCAGAAAAUCUAAUUUUUCUACUCAUUGGAAUAUAUGCAAAUAUGUUAUUUUAUAUUAUUCAUAACAAUCUACCCAAUGCUCAAUUCGAAUUACCAUCAUUUGAAAACCUGGAAGUACUAGGUGGCCAUUUCAUCAUAGUAUGGGACUAUUCAGCAAUCGAAAACACAGUCCCCCAUCGUGAAGUCGAAGUUAGGAUCUUUGGUCUCAUGCAAAAAUACUUGAUCUUUAUUGAUGCAGAAUUUUAAUUUUAACCAUUUUAAAUUACAUAUUUAUGGUGGUAGCUAAGAUCAUUUUGUGGUUCAGAUUGUGAAAAGUUUAUAGUCGACACAGAUCCCUGUGUAAAUAUAUACAUCAAUUGAAAGAAUAUGUUGGUUUUCUUCUGAUGGGUUAUAAACUAAAUCAUUUAACUGCUGUGACGAAUAAGCUCUUCGUCUAGACAACAAAUGCUUAAAUCACUAAUGAAUCGAUUACAAAUGACAAAACUACCUACCCAGUAAGUAAAUAAUUAAUCAAUGUUGUAUGUUGGCAAAUGAAUAGCUGUGUCAUUUAUGUUAAUCCACAAAUAUACACAAGUAAAGAUUCAAAAACAACAAACAAAGAAUGAAUAUUCAUUUUUGUUAUUCAUAAAUCAGUUGAUGAAGUUGUGAAUCUUCAUCAAAUGAGAUGGUUGGAUCACGUGUUACGUAUGCCUGAAUACUGAUUACCACGACGCUAAAUGAUGAUUAGUGUUGGAGACGGUUGGAAGGAAGUUAGGGAAUGUCAAGCCAGCCAAAACCUGGCAUCGGUGUUUGAAGUUACUAACUUCUGAUCUGAGCUAUGUCAGUCAAUGCGGACUACUUGAUUGGAGUACGUCUGACUCUUGUAAUCAAUUGUUGGAGACUAUGUGUGACAUGUUUGAGAAUCGAUCAGAAUGGUGUCAGUGUAUGCACUCUCUGUCUUCCCUUAUACUAUGAGAUUAAAACUGCUUCAUAUCUUUCAUUCUACGAACUAAUUCUUUCUUCCUGUACUAUAUCUUCAUAUGCAAUCUUUCUAUUAUAUAUUAAUACCACUGAAUUAACUACUCCCAUGGAUUUGGUGGAUGGUGAGUGCUGGUGGGCGGCCUAUGCUCCUCCACGAGGAGUAACAGGAGUAAGUAGUAGUAGUAGUAUGAAUUUGGUGUUGAUCUUGUUGUGUUAAUUAGGUAAUGGCAACUUGGACCGAUGUAUUUGUGUGCCAGGUCCUACGUUGUAGCUGACUCACUGACUGACUGAUUGACUUAAAUGAUUUUCACAUUAGAUGAUGUUUGAUGCCGAAAUGGUUAUGAUAAUGUCAUUUCUCAUUUAUUUUUUAGUAGUAUCAUUAUUAUCUGACAAAAAAAACCAAUGGAUUCUAAUGAAGAGGAAUAUGGUACGACAUUUUUAAAAUCUGAUAGAAACAAACCAAAUGAGAAUACAGAUUAUGAAAUGAAAACAACUAAUCAAGACAAAAAGAGGGAAACAAAUAGAAGAAAUAAAUUAUCUAAGGUUAAGAAAUGGAUAAUGAAUUUAGAUAAUUUAUUUGUUACAUUCACUGUAUUAGCUGUUAUAUUGGGUAUGACAAUUGGUUUAUUAGUUAAAAUUUAUGCAUCACCAUCACCAAGAACAAUCUAUCUUUUAUCAUUUCCUGGUGAAUUAUUAAUGAAUAUGUUGAAAAUGUUAAUUAUACCAUUGAUUGUAUCUAGUUUAAUAGCAGGACUUGCUGGUUUAGAUCCAAAAUCAAGCGGAAAAAUUGGCUCAUAUGCAUUGAUUUAUUAUGUAGUAACUACAAUGCUUGCAGUUAUACUUGGUAUUGGUCUAGUUUUAUGCAUACAUCCAGGUGAUACAUCAAUUAAAGAUGAAAUAGGCGAAGGAACAAUAGAGGAACGUAGACCUGAAACAUUGGAUUCUUUACUGGAUUUAUUAAGAAAUCUAUUUCCAGAAAAUGUAGUACAAGCAUGUUUACAGCAACAACAAAGUAGUUACGUCACAGUUGUUAAGCGUCCGAAGUAUAUUCGAUUAACUGAUGGAAACAAUGGUACAUUGAAUAUGGAAAACAAAACAAAACUAAUCAGCUAUGAAGCCAUAAAACCGAAAUAUGUGGAUAGUACUAAUGUUUUAGGAUUGGUGUCAUUCUCAAUUAUAUUUGGUAUAAUACUUGGCCAAAUGGGUGAUCGUGCUGUGACUAUGGUACAAUUUUUCUCUGUUCUUAAUGAAGUUGUCAUGAGAAUGGUACAAGUUAUUAUGUUAUAUUCACCAUUUGGUAUAUUCUUUCUAAUAUUAAGUAAAAUGUUAGAAAUUGAAAAUUUAAGUGAUACAGCAAAAGCAUUAGGUUUAUAUAUGAUAACUGUAGUUACUGGUUUGGCUAUACAUUUACUUGGUACAUUAGCAUUACUCUAUUAUUCGGUAACAAGAAAAAAUCCAUUCACAUUCUAUAAAGGUUUAUUUCAAGCUUGGAUUACAGCACUUGGAACUGCAUCCAGUGCAGCUACUCUACCAAUUACAUUUCGUUGUUUAGAACAAAAUCUAGGCAUUGAUAAACGUGUAACACGUUUUGUUCUACCUAUUGGUGCAACAAUCAAUAUGGAUGGAACUGCACUAUAUGAAGCUGUUGCAUCAAUUUUCAUUGCACAAAUUAAUGGAAAAUAUUUGACAAUUAUUGAAGUAUUUAUUGUAAGUUUAACAGCAACGUUGGCAGCAAUAGGAGCGGCGAGUGUUCCAAGCGCUGGUUUAGUUACUAUGAUGUUAGUGCUUACAUCUGUUGGAUUGCCUACAAAAGAUAUUUCUUUAAUUUUAGCGGUUGAUUGGUUACUUGAUCGAAUUCGUACUUCAAUCAAUGUAAUGGGUGAUGCAGUUGGAGCUGGUAUAGUUAAUCAUUUAUGUUAUAAAGAAUUAGCUCAAAAAGAUGCUGAAAUUGAUAAAGAAAUAGAUGAAGUUGUAGAAGAAUAUACACGUGAAUUAUCUCAUACAACUAAUAUAACAGAUCGUGAAAAACGUAAUUCAUCUAGUAUAGGUCGUCAUAAUAAAAAACGUAUGAGUUUAGCUGCAGCAAUGCGUUUACAAGAAAAUACAUCACCACUUGGUACAGUUAUGCCAAAUCAAUCAACAAUAAAUGAACCAGAAUCACCAACAUCUAAAUCAUAUUUACCAAUGAAUAUACAUCCAAAUGAUAAAAAUGAUAAUUAAUUAAUUCAUAAUUACAUUUCUAUUAUUAUUAUUAUACUUUCUAUUAUUGAAUACCUUGAUAGUUUAAGUAUAUUACUUUAUUGAAGUUCUUUAUGAUACUAUUUCACAUUUGUUUUUUCUUUCCUUCUUUCAUUCUUUACCUUAUUUUCAUUCAAUAGAAUUAGACAUUUAAAAACUGCUCAGUAACUCCCUUUUUCUUUUCUUUUUUUUUAAGAAAAAACAAAAAAAAAGAAAAAAAAAGAACAAACUUACAUUUUGAACUCAUGUUUAAGUUUGGAACAAACAUUAGUGUAGUAUUAUUUUAUUAAGAUAACAAAACAAAACAAAACAAAAUUGAUCAAACUUUCAAUAAAAAAAAUCGAUAAAUUGGUUACUAGAUUACAUAAUUAAUAACAUUAAUUGUAAACUAAUAAUAAUAAUAAUAAUCAAUAUUGUAAACAAUUUCAUGAUCAGUUUCUUUUUCCAUAUUCACAUGAAUUUAUAUAUAUAAUUCAUAUUCUCUAGAAAAAAGGGAAUAACAAUACACAAUAGUAAGAUGAAGUUACUGAGAGAGAAAGAGAGUGAGAGAGAGAGAGGGACGGAGGGAGGGAGAGAUCCGUUGUUCUGAAUGUUCAUUGUUUAUUAUUUAAUAGUAAUUUUGGAUAAUAUAAUUAUUUUCUAUUCAAUAUUACAUACAAUUCAUUUUCAAGAAGAAAAAAGGGGAAAGAAGAAGAAAAAGAAAAGAGAAAAAAAGGAAAACAAAAAGAAAUAAACCGUUUUGAUUUAUUUAGAAUGAAUGAUUUAUUGAAGUAUUUAUUCAUUUUAUUUAACAAUAAUCAUUCAUUGUACGAUUGGCAUUUUAUGUUGUAUCAUUGAUAAUGAUAAUUCUAUACGUAUAAAUAAUAAUAAUG